AUGUCCAGGAAUAACGAUCUCGUCUCAACUAACUCAACUUCAUCAACUAGUCAAUUGGAAUCUCCUCCAAGAGGAGUUCAACAAAACUUCUACACAAUUAAUAUCUCCUUCAACUACUCGACUCAACCAAGUGCUCCUGCUGCUCCUGAACAGAAUCCGGAACAAUUGCUUCCAGUGAUCUCAAAUCUGAUUGGCCAGCAGAUUAGAGAUCUCAAGAAGCAAGAACAACGACGAAAAAGAAGAAGUCGACGAUCAUCUUCUCGAACAUCUCGACCAUCAAAAGAAGAUUUGUUCUCUUCUGAGAAUGACUGCGAGCCGAUGGAAUCCACACAAAGAGAUGUAUCAAUGGUAGAUGACGUCACUCAAAAGUCGUCUGUUCCUCUGGAAAAUUCAACGAAGAGAAUGAGUAAAAAGAAGGCAUCAAAGUACAGUAACGAGUACCAAGAUCUUUCUGAAAUUCAGAAGAAAGUCAAGUAUCGUCUUGUACCUUCGAAGAAUGUGAAAGCUGUUCCGGAAGACGAAUUACCAAAGAAAAAAUAUAACAAUGAACGGAAAAGAAGGGAAUACGUUGUUCUCGGACGUCUGAAUUCAUUGGAAGUGGUAUCGGAGAAGGAUGAAGAGCAGAAGAAGGAAGAUGCUAAACGGAGAAGCAGAGAAUUGGCGAAGGAACUCUACUAA
Molecule: messenger RNA, 678 nt
Organism: Caenorhabditis remanei
Lineage: Eukaryota; Metazoa; Nematoda; Chromadorea; Rhabditida; Rhabditidae
Exons: 2
Coding region: 1-678 (225 amino acids)
Source: RefSeq, a predicted model, not a curated record